Molecule: messenger RNA, 3546 nt
Organism: Penaeus monodon (black tiger shrimp)
Lineage: Eukaryota; Metazoa; Arthropoda; Malacostraca; Decapoda; Penaeidae
Gene: woc
Product: zinc finger MYM-type protein 4-like
Source: RefSeq, a predicted model, not a curated record
AGCGAAUAACAAAGUCUUUUGGCGAAUUAUUAAGAGAAUAUAAAACCCGAAUUAAGGCCCCUUGCGGCCGGAGAGCAGACGCGCGCCCGAGGAGCAGCGAGCCGGGCCCGGGGCACAGCCUGAGAGGCAGCAGAGGGGGAAGAGGCAGGGUUGAGUUGGAUAUUUUGCAGGGAGCGUUUGAGUGCGUGUUAUGGCGGCCUCUGAGGGCAGCCGAGAGCGGUGAAGGAGGAGAGAUUUUGCCUCUUUUCGCGCCGCGUUUCCUCUCCUCUUGUCAUUCCCCCUUUUCCCCGAGUGCGAGAGGAGAAGUCGCAGCACAUAAUGGACAAGCCAGAAGUAGAGAGCAUGGAGACGGACGAUGCAGAGAAUCCUUUGGGGGAGGGCUUGAAGGAACCUGAUACCGGAGAGUCGAGUGAGGGAGCGCAAGAGGGAGGAGAUUCAAGUGAUGAAACAAAGAAAGGAGACGAAAUUGAGGAAGCGGAGAAAGGAGAUGAGAGCGAAGAAGGAGCAGAAGGGGAAGAGAAAAGUGAGGGGGAUAAAGAUGCAAUUGAGGAGGAUAAAGACGCAAGUGAGGAAGUGAAAGAAAACUGUGAGAGCGAUGAAGCGCAUGUUGACGGGGACAGCGCAUUGGAGGAGAGCUGUCAGAAAGACAUAGAUAAUGUGACAGUGCAUGAAAGGGAACCAGAGAAGGAGCAGGAAAUGGAGUGUGGAGUAGACCCAUUACUAGAGAAUAAGGAGAAAGAUGAUGAUGAUGAUGAUAAUGAGUGUGGUGAGGGAGACGCAGAGAAUGAAGAAAGUGGAGAAAAUAAAGGGGAUUACAGUCUUAGCCUCAUGGAAUGUGAACUUGAAAAAGACGAAAGUACUGGUGACAAAGGAAAUCUCGAAGACAGUAAAGAAGUGACUUCUUGGGUAGAUGUGAGUGAUAGUCAGUCCAUGGAUUUACAGAAAGAAGACUCGUGUAGUGGGAACGCAAAUGGAGAUGAGGUGGGGAAUAGCUCUAAAGAGGAUGCUGGGGACACCAAGGGAGAUGAGAGUAAUGAGGAUAGUCAAAGGAAUGAGGUGAUGGAGGUAGAUGCAGGGAGUGAGGAAUCAGCGAACACUCAGGAAAAGAAAGAUGAAGAUGUGGAGGAAGAAAUAAUUGAACUUGAAGUGUACAAAAAGCCAGCUGAAGUUGUGGACUUGGCUAAUGAUGAAGAAGCAGAGGUGGAUAAAGAGGAGGAAGAAAAAGUUUGUGAAAAAGACGCCAUCUCUGAUGACCAGUGUUUGGACAGCAAUAACAAGGGGAUUAAACUAAGAUCUCUAGCCUCUCUCGUUGAAAAGGAGACGCAAGAGGUGAGAAGCGAUGAUAACUCGACCGAAUCAACCAUCUCGGUGGCCACACCUUUGGCAGAUGGACCUGCGAUUGGUGAGAUCCUUGAGCACGGGGAGAUCAUAGGUCCAGCAGAAAUGGGGGGCCUGCAGCUGAGGAUAUCGAAUGUGGUUGGGGGCGAGGACAGCAUCACGGGGCUAUCGACCGAUGAGGACCGGGAUGCCUUUUGCAACAUCCAGAUCUCGUCGGUGACCACGCUGAUGGACCCCAUGAGUCCCGAAGACCCUAACCAGGACAAGAGCCUCAGCUCGCCGGAGAAGGACUUAGAAAAGCAGCUAAACAAUGACCACAGUGAUGAGCCAGGAAAGGAAGGUGAUGACUCGUCGGUCGGUGGAAUAAAAAUUGUUAAUUCUGAGAGCCUGGCCGAAAAAGAUGCAGGGAAGGAGGAUGGUGCCGACGGCGAUUCAGUUGGGCCUAAAAUCAGACUCAGUAGCGCUGUGUCGGCCACCGUGUGUGAGUUUCGUGUCAAGAAGAAGCUGAAGCAGGCAGUGCAUGGCUUCAUCUGCUCGCAGGAGUGCAAGACCAGGUGGAUAGAGAACCUCCCAUCUGACCACAUUGUGGAGAAGCCGCGGCUCAUUUUCGAGAAGCUGUGCGGCAUGUGUGGCAAGGACUUGAGCACCCUAAGCCGGAGCAACCAGUUCUCAUGGGAGACACGAGAGUUUUGCUCACAGAGCUGCCUGACCUUGCACUUGAAUGAAGUCGCUGGAAAGUGUCACACUUGCCAAGAGAGAGUACGCAUUCUCUUUAUUGGAAAGUACUGUGUGAGAUUUGGCUCCGACAUCCACCAGUUUUGCUCAAACACGUGCUUGGAGUGUUACAAGACCAAAAUCAAGGUGUGCUGCUACUGCCAGAAGAACUUAGACAAGGUCGAGAAAGUUACCUCCACAGCGAAUAAGGAGUAUUGCAGCACCAAAUGCCUAAAGCGGACCCAGAGGAGGGACAUUGGCCAGCAGAACUACAAUGAAAACCUCCCCUGUACCGUUUGCCAGACUCCAGGAGUGAAUCGUUACGAGUUCCUUUUGAACGGAGAGCCACACCAGCUCUGCUCUGAUCCCUGCCUGAAUGUCUACAAAUACGUGAAUAAAGUAAAAGCUGUUGCGUGCUGCCUAUGUUUUCGUGUAAUGAAUGCAGAGGAGGUAUGCCAUUACCUCUACCAUGGGGGACAUCAACUAAGAGUAUUCUGCUCUGACUCCUGUGUAAAUGUUUUCAUCCUCUCGGCACGAAAGAUAGUAGUCUGUGACACAUGUAAGGUUAAAAAAUAUAACUUUGAUAUGAUACAUAGACAAAUUGAUGAGGAUUUCCUAGACUGUUUUUAUUGCUCAUUAAAUUGUUUGAAAUUUGACCAGAGACCAAGGAAAUCCAUAGGGAGUGGGACGUCCACCACCGCAGAAAAUUCCACAAACACCACAACUACCACAACCACCACCAGCUCGGACACCUCAGUCACUUCGUGUAACAUGUGUUCUGCAGUGGCCAAGGCACAAUACCACAUGGUCAUGUCUGACAAUACCUUACGGAGCUUUUGCCGAUACUCGUGUGCGACAAAAUUCAAGUCCAUUUUUGGAUUCCAAGUGGACGGAGUGCAGACCACAAAUAGGCAAACUACAGUCAAGUCAGGACAUAAGCCAUCUACUCCAGUAACCAGUGAUGCAUCCCAGACAACUGACAGCAUUAGCCAAGCUAAACAAAAGUCAGCCACAACUGUAGAGGACCACCUAAACAUGUCCUUUGUGCAAAUAGUUAAGCAGUGGCGACGGACCACCAUAGGGAGAGAAGGAUCCGUGUCCAGAACCGCGCUUCUCAAGUAUUAUCCUAAAAAGUCCUCAAUCGAAGAGUCAAAACCCACGCCAAAUUAUGAAAUGCACGAGAAUCGGGACGACCCUCUAAGAUGCCCAGUGAAGCUUUACGAAUUCUAUUUGUCGAAAUGCCCAGAGAGUGUGCGUAACCAGCGAAAUAUCUACUACGUGUAUCCUGAGAGAUCGUGUAUACCAAACUCACCCGUCUGGUUCUCAACACAGUCUGUACAGGCAGCGAACAUUUCCAAAAUGCUGAAUCGAGUUCUCUUAGUGCGGGAGGUCCAGGAGGCCUUGACAGAGUGAAGCAGGUGGCAGGUGUUAUGCAAAUCAAAUGGUAUCAUUUAAUGAGAUGUGGGAGUGUAUCGUUUAUUGUUUGGCAUUGAG